This is a messenger RNA of Eufriesea mexicana, 5064 nucleotides long. Its product is annotated as LIM/homeobox protein Lhx2. The transcript has 5 exons. The coding region runs from base 88 to 1161 and encodes 357 amino acids. Lineage: Eukaryota; Metazoa; Arthropoda; Insecta; Hymenoptera; Apidae. The record is from RefSeq and is a predicted model, not a curated record.
UUUGUUUUUUCGUCGUGGGAAGCUGUUGGUGGGCUCGUCGGGCCCACCCUCUCAUCGGUCAAGCUGGCGAGCGCUCUAACCGCUGGUAUGAACCCCCACCAUCCGGGCCACUCCGCAGCCUACCCGCAUCAUCCCUCGCUCUCGAGCAGUCCGCAUCAUUCCGGGCCCCAUCACGGCUACAGCACCGGCGGCGGGGGCGGCGGUGGUGGCACCACCACCACCCCCGACCUGCCUAGCCCGCACUCGCCGCCACACGGGCCCGCCAUCGACCCAGCCACCCCCUAUGCGUCCCUGCAGCCCGGCCAGGGCAUGGGUAGCAACGGGCAUCACCACGGCGGCGCUUCAAUGAUGGCCGACCAUCCGCAUCACCCGGGACACCCGCACCCCCACUUACCGGACCAUCCCGCUUAUCCACCGGUCAAUCACAACAACAAUUGUACGCUUAAGCAAGAAGGCGGCCCGAGCGGACCAACGGGGAUCCAACAGUGCGCCGGUUGCGGCGGUCAAAUAGUGGAAAGAUGGCUGUUGCUGGCGAUGGAUCGGUAUUGGCACAACGGUUGCCUCAAGUGCACGUACUGUAGCGCGCCACUGGCGGAAAUCGGCCACUCGUGCUACACCAAGCGCGGCAUGAUCCUCUGCAAAAGCGACUACAGAAGGAUAUUCGGGACCGGUGGUGCUUGCGCAGGCUGCGGCAACGCGAUACCUGCCACCGAGCUAGUAAUGAGGGCGGGUGGAUCGGUAUUUCACCAGAAAUGCUUCACCUGCAGCAAAUGCGGCAAUCAACUCGUUUCCGGCGAUAGGUACUACCUGCUGUCGGGGUCACCGGUCUGCGAGACGGAUUGGCACAAAAUCGUGAAAUCGUCGAGCGUGGCUGCCGCAGCGGCGGCAGCAGCGGCCGGAAACGGUGGCGCACCGGUAAGAAAAGGUAAGCCGACGCCCGCCGUCGUACCGACUCAGGUCGAUGUCGUGGACGUCGCCGUCGGAGGGGAUCCCUAUUCGCCGCCUCCGCCGGGUCAUCAGCAGUACCACCAUCAUCACCACCACCAUCACCAUCAUCAUCAGAUGGGACUCGUACAUCCUGGACUGGCGGUACAGCAAACGCACCUGCAGGGGUCCACCUAUCAGGACUGGUCUCCGUGGGCACAGGACACCUGCGACUGAACUACUACCCCCGUUCAAGCACCCUCGGGGCCAGCCCGUCUCCUGGCUGAACGAAUCCUCGCCCUGGCUUCAGCACCGCCGCCGCCGCCGCCGUCGGUCUUCCUCUGUGUUCCGUCGUUGGGAAAAAUCCAAGUACCACGCGAAGAGAACCACCACCACCAAGAGUGCUCGCGAUCCCUCGUCCGAGAAGCCUUCGCGACGAACCGUGAACUGAACCGGUCGGGGAGCCAUCUUCUCUUGCCGAUUGAACGACACGCGGGGGUGAUGGACUGUGAAGGUGAACGCGCGAACCCUGUGCGAGCGCAAGAGGAGACGAAGGAUGAUCCGGGUGGACGAGGAUCGAGCCUGGAACACGGUGAACGAGGUUCUCGUUCUGCUUGUGACCGAACCAUAUGUCGCUAGGAAGAACUCCGCAAAACAAUGGAGAAAAAUAUGUUUCUUGUUCGUCUUUCGACGUGUCCCGACCGAUCGAACACGUCUUCGAUUCGGUCUUUCGCCGCGUGACAGUUUGUGUGUGUGCGCGCGCACGCGCGGUCAACCACGGUCGCCGAUCUCGAUCUCCGCUCGAGGAGGAUCCAGGCGAAGCUUUUCCAGCCGUGUCCCGUUGGAUCGCUCGGUGAAUCGCGCGCUCGGCCACGUGCGAGAACGCUGCACGCAUCUUCUCAACUGGUCUCCCCCCUAAUCGAUAAUCUUUGCUCAAUCACGGAGAAUCGAGAAUAAUCGAAGCGUCUCGGUGCACGGGCCGCGUUCUAUCGUCGCCGACAGCAGCGUAACGCCAGCCUUCUUCGCUCCCGUCCGAUUCUUCGGUGCUCUCGUCCCAGCUUAAUCGAAUCGGUAAUCCUGUUAAUCGCGCGUCAGGCAACCGGCAAUCACUUUCGCGCUCGUGUUUCGCAGCGUCUCCUCUGGUAGUAAAGCGUUUGUAUCCGCGCUGGAUACUCUCUGCUCGCGUUUGCUUCCUAAUGGUCUCGUUCGGUUCGGAUCUCGUAAGCGUUGAACGCGAUCUCUGCGAGUUUGCUGAAAUUUCCACCUUUUAAUUCGAGAAUACCGCGUGUGUAGCAUCGACUCGAUUGGAUGUUUAUCUCCGUUUGACAACUCAUUUCGCCCCGACGUGCAAGAGAAGAAGCGCCAUUGAGGAAUAGUCCGUUCGUUUAUCGAGAUCUCCAACCGAUCGAACCUUUCGAACACGUGGUUCGUAUUCCUUCCAUUGUAGUUCACGAGGAUCGGAGGAUCCGACGCGGAGACCUCGAGAUCCAAAGCUCGUCACGUAUGUAGGAAGAAAAUUCCAUCGACCGGUGCUCGGAUAAUUCGGCGAUUGAGAACGUCAGGUCCCGGCCCUUAGAAAAUUAUUUUUCUUUCAAAAUCACCGACGCCCCCCAUCUCCGUCCCCGAGACACGGCCUCUCCCUGUAAACUCAUUAAGCGUUCCUUGUUCUCGCGAUCGUUAAUCGAGUCUCUCCUGCCGUCGAAUAAAAGGCCACACCGAGGUGAAACCGUCGAACGGGCGAAAUUAUCAUUCGAAUUUUCCUUGUCAACGCCGCAGCUCCCUCGCGGUCGGGGAACUGGUGCUUUCUCCCUUCGCGAAAUUCCCCGAUCCAGCUUGUGUAAUCAGAACGAAUAAAACGGUUCGCGAGGCGUUACGCGACAUUUAUCGAACAAGAACGCGGAUUUUAUUUAUCCAAUGGCAUGUUCACGUUUGUUAUCGGCGACGUUGCAAAUUUAUCGAUACUACACAGUACAGUUUCCGUUUUCAUACGCCAAUAACGAUCGUGAAGCAAGAGACACUCGAUCGGGAAGAUCGAUGGAUCGUGAACCCUAUGAAAAAUCGAAACUUUUCAUCGAAGAUGCGAAAUAAACGAUGCUUCGUCGAUUAUUUUUCUGUUUAACGAGAAGAUUUCAGGGUGCACGAUUACGAACGAUCGAGUUCUCUCCCGCAAAGGGGAACGGGGGGCUGUGAGACACUGUCGGUCGACGAGAACGCGAGCACCGAUGCCCGAGGACGCUCUUGGCGAAGGAUUGAAGCGUGUAACAAUACUUUUUCUAAGUGGCGGGGUUUCGACAUCCGCAAUAAACAUUUACGUAAAUGUAUAAUCGUGAACACGUUACGAUGUAUCUACUAUCGCCCGUGCCCGUUGUCGGGUUCCCCGUUCGAGCCCCCCUCGCGAGAAGUUGUACAAAGUGUUUCCUUUUCCAUCAAGACGCGCUGCUUCCGCCGCGGAGCACGCGGCGAUAGGCGAGGGGAACCGGAAACGACACGGGCCCGGGCACGUUCGAAGCUCAAUGCGAAACUAAAGACACAUGUUUUGGGUGUAAAUCACGCGGAAACGGCUGGCUCGGUUCGCUUUAUGGCGGUCACAUUUUCUUGUCGAUUUCUCAUCCUCGAAAUACACUCCUGUCGCGCUUCGUUUCGUUCCGAAUCGCUCGCGGGAUACGUCGAACGAACCUCCGGCACCGGGAAAGGCUCGGGAAAAUUCGUGCAUCGCGUAGAUUUAGCCGUUAAAUAAUAGACACGAGAGAAAUCGUUGGCAAACGAUCGGCAAUUUUCACGAUGGUAAAACCCACGGUCCCCCCUCCCCAUUCGAACGUCGUUCAUAUUUUGUUUGCGAAAUAAAAUACACCCAGUCGAUAUUCUUUCCCCGUUUCCUCGACAGUCUCUUCCCUCUUUUAUUUCAUUGGCUUUAUUUUCCAACCGAUCGACAAGAGCCACGCUCGAAAUUCUAUAAAGCGACCGAACGACCGGCUCCGCGCCGUGCAACUGAUCGUUACUCGUUUACCCGUCUCGUUCUUAGCGAAACUUUCGUCUCUCGGAACGCCGCCGCGCGCUUACGCGAGGAUUCGUGGCGAGAAUGAUGGAGCUAAAGAGAGAGAGAAAGUGAGAGAAAGAAGGAAGAAAGGAAAAAAAGCGGACCGGCGACGUUUUUCGACGCCCGAUCGCCGCGACGGUGCUCGACGAGAGGGAUCCAAGGGAGUGCGUUCCGUUCCCUUGCCGAUUUCGCGCCGAUUCCUCUUCGACCUGGCGCGCGUUCGCCACUCCGUCGACCCUUCGAUCGAACGGCGCGCGUGCAAACGCGGCCGAAAAUCGGGACUGCUCAUCUGCAAUCGAAGAUGCUCGAUCGGACGAAGGGAGUCGUUCGCUGACGGAUCGUGUAAUUUAAUCUUGUACAUAGGGUACAUUUUGUAUAUUGUUAAAAGUUUGUGUGAUAUAAAUGGUUAUGUAUUUACUAUUAAAUGCGGCGACGGGGCUCCGCACGUCCUUUAAACGGGCGAUCGCGCGUACGAUGGCUCGACGGCCAUCGCCACUGGAUGCACGCGCCGAUCUCGAUUCGCCUAAGUUCGAUUCGCUGCUUUCGUUGCUUGUUCGAGCGAAGUAAUCGCUUUCGUCGGUCGCGAGCUCGGCCUGUUGAACCGAUUCUCGCGUUAACGAGUAACUUUUCUUCCCUUUCUAUGGUUAGCCGUAAUUCCGGUUUUGUUCCGUCUUUGUAUCGCUUCUGGUUCGCGUCGGGACGCCAUGAUGGCCAAUCGGAAGCGUUCCGAUUGCCCGCGUUCCAACGGUUCCGAGGGUGCCUCGGCUUCUAGAGGGUCUGUCCGCGCGUUUCGGGAACGAGCCGCGAGAUGGCGCUUGGUGUCGCUCGCGGUUAUGGAACGGUCGGAGAAAAAUGGAGAGAAAGAGAGAGAGCGGUUAUUUUCCCUGCGUGUGUGGCUGGCAUCCAGUGGCGCUGGUUUCGUCGCGAAACGUCGUCCUCGGUUGAGCGUACACGCGGUUGGAUCAGCUCACGAUCUUUCGCGUUUAGUUAAUUUUGUUAUUUGAUUUAUCUCGAUCUUCUUAUCCGGGACCCGACAUCUCUGAAUGGUUUCGCGGCCUCUUGUAAAAUACAAAAAAAAAAAAAGAAAUACACACGGACACACA